AAGGGAAUUUUAUUUAAAGUUGUAGUAUUUAUCUCAGAUGGUGCUUCAGUUAUAUUAAGAAAAAAUGAAGGUGUUGUAGCAAAACUUUCUAUAGUAUAUACUUAUCCUUUAAUUGUUAAUCAUUGUGUGGCUCAUAGGUUGGCUUUGGCAUGUAAAGAUGUGAGAAAAGAAAUUGAAUUUUAUAAUGAAGCUGAAUUAUUAAGAUUAUAUGAGAUACAUUGGCUUGCAUGGUAUAAUGCUAUUAAAAAUAUUUGUAAUUCAAUUCCUGCAUUACUUAGAGUUUUUAAAGAAGCAGAAAAUGAUAAAGGAUAA
This is a messenger RNA of Funneliformis caledonium, 312 nucleotides long. The record is from the annotation of a GenBank genome assembly. NCBI's taxonomy places the organism in Eukaryota, Fungi, Glomeromycota, Glomeromycetes, Glomerales, Glomeraceae.